Spirodela intermedia is the source of this 1447-nucleotide messenger RNA. The record is from the annotation of a GenBank genome assembly. NCBI's taxonomy places the organism in Eukaryota, Viridiplantae, Streptophyta, Magnoliopsida, Alismatales, Araceae.
AUGGAUCCUCAGGUUCUGGAUAGCAUAAUCAGCCGGUUGGUGGCCACCGAGGGCAAUUGGCCCACGGAAGAAAAUCCUCUUUCGGAGGCAGAGAUUCGGCUGCUGUGUCUGGUGUCGAAGGAUAUUUUUCUAGAGCAGCCCAAUCUUUUGGAGCUCGAAGCCCCCAUCAAAAUAUGCGGUAAGGGUUACUAUUUCGUGGUGAUAUAUAUGUUCUACCGGCCUUGCGUUUUGGUUGUUUCUGAGUAGGAGGAAAAAUAGCGGAGAAGCUGAGGGAGCCGAUCGUUUUCUUCGUGUUGUGUGGCCUCGCGGUGUCGAAUUUUCUGAAUUUCUUUUCGGCUGUUGCUUUAUCUAAACCUUUUCUUUUCCAUAGCCAGCCAGUUCCUUCUCUCAUCAGACGGGCUACUGCUUCAGAUCUUCUGUUAGGCAUUUUUUUCUCUUUUUCGGUUCAACUGCUAGAACAGAGCUGAAAGACUGGUGGCCGAAACUAACUGAUUGACCAGAAUACGUUCUUUCCAGUCCUCAAAAUAAUGAGCCGUUUACUUAUUGUAUCUCAUUCUCCCCCCUAACCGUUCCAUUUUUUUCUAAUUAGCGAGUUCAAUCUUGCGCAGGAGAUAUUCACGGACAGUAUUCUGAUCUUUUGAGACUUUUUGAGUACUGCGGGUUUCCCCCAGAAAGUAAUUAUCUAUUUCUUGGAAAUUAUGUUGAUUAUGGGAGGCGAAGUAUGGAGACGAUGUGUCUUCUUCUGGCUUACAAGAUUAAGUAUCCCGUCAAUUUCUUUCUUCUGCGAGGUAAUCAUGAAUCUGCAUCCGUCAAUCGUAUAUAUGGUUUCUACGACGAGUGUAAGAGAAGAUUCAAUGUGAGGCUAUGGAAAAUCUCGAUUGACUGCUUUAACUGCCUACCUGUGGCAGCUCUUGUCGAUGGCAAAAUAUUCUGUGUGCAUGGUGGUAUUUCUCCAGAUCUGAAGAACUUGGAUCAGAUACGAAAUUUGGCACGCCCCACCGAUGUUCCUGAUGCCGGAUUGCUGUGUGAUCUCCUUUGGUCCGAUCCCAGUAGAGAUGUCCAAGGAUGGGGCAUUCAUGAUAGUGGUUUUUCAUACAGAUUCGGUGCUGACAUUGUGUCGGAGUUUCUUGAGAAGAACGACCUUGACCUUAUCUGUCGUGCUCAUCAGGUUGCAAAUAGCCAUGCAAUCCCUUAAUGUCAAACCCCCAUAUUGCCCACCUGUUGGUUAAUUCGCUGUUGCUUUCUCUAGGUUGUGGAGGAUGGAUAUGAGUUUUUUGGCGGCAGGCUGCUCGUGACAGUAUUUUCGGCGCCUUGUUGGCAUCGUGACUUCGACAAUGCAGGCGCGAUAAUGAGCCUAGAUGAUAAUUUCAUGUACUCAUUCCAAAUACUUAGGCCUGCUGAAAGGGUAACAAAGUUCUUUGGAAGCAGACCAAUGUAUGAGGUAUGA